CUUCCGGCAACACGGAAGUAUGUUUAUUUUUUCUCAUUUUCACGGUAGUUUCGGCUUCACACGUACCCACCUUAAGUAAUGUUAUACACACAUUAGAAAGGAUGAUUUCAUACUACAAAAACAACUACAAAGAGUUCAAUCUAGAUGGGAUAUUUGGACUGAGACUCCUUGAAGGUCAAGUGAAGUUAUUAAUAGAAGACGACAACAAGGGAAAAUUCUCCAACAUCCCACCACAACCCACUUUCGAGAUAACGAAAAAACAGUUAUUGUCUAAACUGCAAGAAUUUUUACAUACUGCAAAGAACAUUUCUGACUUAUCACUUCCAUUUGUUGCUAAGAAUAACAUUGAUUACUUCCACAACAUGAAGGAAUUGGUGUCCACGCCUUACGGAAUGUGGAGGACACCAAGAAGAAUUGAUCCUGGAAGACGUUGGAGCAAAGAUGUAAUUGAAAAGAGGGAACUAAGAUAUAUGUCAGAGGAGCUUAGUGAUGAGUGUAUGAUGGAGUUGCUAGGCACCGGCAGGAUAGACAAAAAGAAAUGUAUCAUUAGUGAUAAAUGUUUCAAAGUCAUGACAACCAAGGGCAUGCAAGAUUAUUCAGUGACUCAUCAGUUGCUAUGGGUGAUGGUUGCCGAGAGAAUGGGCUGUAAUACUCAGCUUGCAGAAUUCUUCAAAUCUAAGAACAGUAACAUUGAUGACCAUGUAUUAGAGUUUUGCACUAAUAAUUACUUUGAGAUGCAAGAGGUUUUGAGGAUCCAAAAGGGCAUUAUUUUGCCGAUUUAUCAAGAUUUAUUUCUUGAAGUUCAAUUUGUGUGUCCUCUUUUCGGCUUCUACCAGUUCCUAAACAUGACAUAUUUACAACAGAUUCUUUCAUGGCAAUACCCAAAUGGUUGCUAUGGCAAAAUGAACAAGGUCACUGGUGUUGACCCCUUAGCAAAACGACAGGUUGAGAAAAAACUUUUCCGAGAAGAUGUUGAUGAUGAUAAUGAUGAGUAUGACUAUAAUCAAAACAAAGGUCAUCAACUUCUAAAUAAUAUGAUCUAUGAUACCAAAGAUGAUAACAAGGCAAAACCUGCUGAUGAUUUGAAUAUACAUAAAGCUGCUGAAAACCAAAAAGUGAAUAUGAUGCAGUUAGCCAAUCAACAAGACCCAAAUGCUAAUAAAGCAGCUGAUGAUAGCUUUGAUGAUAACUCACAUAAUUCACCAAUUGAUUCACCAAAUAUUGGAUUUGUACAAGUUGAUAAUAAACACAUCCAAAUGUUUGGAGAUCAGGACAAUAAUGUACUUAAUAAACAAAGCGAGAAGGCAUAUAACCAAGCUGAAACUUUAAACCGAGAUACUGCUGAUCAUGUAAAUGCCCAAAUGAGGGAUUCAUUGAACAAUAAGGGUAAUAACAAUGCAGUACAUAAUGGGAAUGUUGACAAUAACUGGAAUGAUCCAAACAUGGAUGAUGCAAAACAAAUACAAGAUUCUUAUCAUGUCAAGGACAAUCCAUUGGUUCAAACCAGACGUCUCCUCGUGGAGCAAACUCUUGAAGAUGGUUGCUUAUCUCACAAGACAGCAGUAGCUUCUGGAGCCCUAAUUGUCUAUCUGAGGUAUAUGCUAGAGUUAGGACCAUAUCUCAAUGACACAACACAACUGAGUAAAAUUGAACCCAUUAAACAAAAUGGGGAAAAUGAUCCUGGGAAUGAUGAUGAUAGUGUAAACUUGGAUGAAGAUAAUAAUGUUGCAGCUCCAGAUAAUGGCAAUGUACAUAGUCAUGAUGAUGAUACUGACAAUAAUGCAGAAGAGGAAGAGGAUCAAAAUGGUGAAGAUGAAGAUGAGGACAAAGAACAGAAGAACUACAAAGAUGAUGAAGAUGAUAAUAACUAUGAAGAAGAUGAAGAAAAUGGUCCCAAUCAGAAAGAACAACAUAAAAAAUUACAUGCACAUCGUGGUCUACCUCCAAUACCUAAAGACAUGGUGAAUAAUGAUCUCAAUACAGAUGACAACAGUCAUGAAACUCACGACUAUUAUAACUCUGAAAAAGAAGACAGCAACACAGCCAAUAAAAUCCAGGAUAACAGUAAACAUAUCUAUAUUGAUAAUAAUAUACAUAAAAUACAAGAUUCAACGAAACACAAGAAUCGUGAUUUUCAUGUUGAUGAAAGUCAUAUCUACCCUGGGGUGAAUAACACUACUCUGCAACCAAGCUCGUUGAUGACAUAUUUAGUGAUCCUACCUGGCAUAGGUGUCAUGUUUGUCAUGUAUAAAUUCAUAAAAAGGCGGAGAAUUAGAAUAAGAUACAGAUCUGUACUUCAUUAGCUGAAAUUAGGUUCUACUAUUUUAUUUAAUGUAAACAUUGUCCAAGUUAACACAGCUGUGACUACUUAAAAAUUGGAGCUCUGUUGAUACUGUGAAGUGUAUAAUUUGGGUUAUGUUCCAACAUGGGCUUUCUCUAUGAAUGCUCAUGGUGAGAAUUUGAAAUAUGCUUUUCAGUAGCCCUGUUUACACUAUACAAAGCAUUCC
Owenia fusiformis is the source of this 2507-nucleotide messenger RNA. NCBI's taxonomy places the organism in Eukaryota, Metazoa, Annelida, Polychaeta, Sabellida, Oweniidae. The record is from the annotation of a GenBank genome assembly.